This is a messenger RNA of Salvia miltiorrhiza (redroot sage), 3021 nucleotides long. RefSeq lists its product as uncharacterized. Lineage: Eukaryota; Viridiplantae; Streptophyta; Magnoliopsida; Lamiales; Lamiaceae. The record is from RefSeq and is a predicted model, not a curated record. Gene Ontology annotation, biological process: mitotic DNA replication checkpoint signaling; DNA damage checkpoint signaling; DNA repair. The coding region runs from base 525 to 2762 and encodes 745 amino acids. Gene Ontology annotation, molecular function: chromatin binding. The transcript is spliced from 10 exons.
UCUUAUGAUAGGAUAACAUACCUCUUAAUUUUUCUAUGCUGUUCUCCAUUUUUUGAACUUAUCUUUUUGGUAUAAAGUUGCUAACAUGGUCUUCUUGCCAGAUUUGCGGUAAUCCUGAAUCAGUGAAUCUUUUAAGCGAAUGGCUUCGUCUUUGGCACACAAGGGGUUCUCAGAUCACUAGGGGUUGCACUGAUGAAGUAAAUUGUACUCCGCGAGAUGUUGAUUGUGAUUAUCAGCAAAGUGAAUCUGAUGAUGAUGAUGAUGAUGGUGAAGAAAGCUUGAAGAAUGUUCUCUUAGUAACUGGACCAGUUGGGAGUGGGAAAUCUGCUGCCAUCUAUGCUUGUGCCAGAGAUCAAGGAUUUCAGAUUAUUGAGAUCAAUGCAUCAGACUGGCGUAAUGGAGCACUAGUGAAGCAAAAGUUCGGGGAGGCUGUUGAAUCUCAUUGGCUGCAACGCACAGUAGAAAAUGGAACAAGUACAGAAAAUAAAUCCCUAUCAAAGUUCUUCAAGGCCGUUAAUGCUGAUAUGCAAUGCUCCGAUGAUGAAGUAAUUGAACUGAUACACUUACCAGAUGAGGACUUGAGAGAUGUAUAUUCAUCACCUAAGAAAUCAGUCUAUAAGAGAACUGUUAAUUGUCAGAAUGAGGUCAAAACCUUGAUUCUUUUUGAAGAUGUGGAUGCUACGAUUUGUGAAGAUCAUGGUUUUAUUACUACUAUACAACAACUUGCAGUAACUGCCAAAAGGCCCAUGAUAUUGACAAGCAAUAGUGGCAAUCCUGCACUCCCAAAAAGUUUGGACAAGUUGGAGAUAAGUUUUUCUCUCCCAUCACUUGACGAGCUACUUGGACUUUCCAAUAUGAUUUGCACUGCAGAAAGAGCUAAAAUUCAUCCUUACUUGCUUCAAAGAUUUGUCGAUCAUUGUCGAGGAGACAUCCGCAGAACUAUACUGCUACUCCAGUUCUGGUGUCAGGGUCAAACUCUUAGGACAGGGAAUGAACAGCCAACGACAUAUUGGCCAGUUCCAUUUGACCUUGAUGCUGGACAUCACAUAUUACCAAAAAUAAUCCACUGGGGUUGUCCUUCACAGCUCUCUGAGCUUGUGGCAGUGGAGGUUGUUAGGUCUUUGGCUUUGAUGGAAGAAACCAAAAGUGUGAUGGGUCAAAUUAAGGUUGAUGAACUAAACUAUUAUAGCUCCGAAGAUAUGUGUAUGCAGAAAAUUGAACAAGACCCUAUUGAGGUGAAAAAGGCAACGAUGUUAAGCUUGCAGUCACUUGGUGAUGCAGAAUGUACACCAUUUGAGGUUGAUCCAGACCUUUUUGAUAUCUGUUGCUCUCCAGUUGCAUUUGCUCAGAAAAAUAGCCGGAGAAGGGUCAAUACGAUCCUUUCCUCAGAUUCUGAAGAUGAGUUUGCAUGUGGAAGCAUUCCCCUUGCUUCAGCUGGUGAAGUACAUGAGAUGAAAAAUACUUUUCAAUGUCUAUCUACUGAAAUACAUCCUCCCCCAGCCGAGCCAGUCUUUCAAUUCAAAGUCAACAAGUUGGAAGAAAGUUGUUCUCAGCUUCCAGAGAUUGUUGAUAAUUCCCUUGUGGAGGAUACAUGCAGAUUACAUGACAUGUCAUUUAUGCCAGAAUCGACUUUUGUCCCUGAGACGGAGAUUAUCCAGGAAACGGAAUUGUUUUCUACAACAGUAACUUAUGGUAAUUUUUUCAAUGGAGUAGAAUCGAAUUGGACAUUCCCAAACCAAGAUUCAAUACCCUUCCUCGAAACUGCUGCUGGUUCCCAGUUGUCUAAAUCUUUGGAUAUAUUGCAGAGUGACCUGGAAAUGGUAGGGAAUGAUUUUGAUGCUGUUACAGCUUCUGGCUGUCAAGAGGAGGUUGGGGAUUCUCUUUUAAAAUCCGAGUCAGAUGUUCCUAGAGGGUUUCAACUGUUUGAUGAAUGUAGUCGAGUGGAUAUAGUGAGGAAAUUGAAAUCUCUAGACUGUGCAGUAGCUGAUCAGCCAAUUGAUAUUGUGAAAGAAACAUGGAAAAGCCUUCAAAAUCAGUCCAAGGAUUUCAAAAUGUACGUCACUGCAGAAGAGAGAAUGGCCUGUCAAGUUUUAAUAUCUUCACAUGGAAUAAGUAAUUUGAUCUCAGACGCUGAUUUAUUACUUAAAGAUUGCCAGACGUUAUUAUGUGAUUCGCUGUGCUCAUCAAUGAUUCCAAGUGAAAAAACACAUUCCUAUAGUUAUUACGAUAAUCAAUUGGAGAUGUCAUCAACUCUAGCUCAGCAUGGAAUGUGCUACUACGCUAAAGAAAUUGCUUCGUUACAGUCAAUAAUGGGGUGCCAGAACAAUUUGGAUCUGGCCUCAGAGAUGUUGUCGUCUUCAGCAAAUUCAGUUGCAUUAGGCAAACUGGCUAGCCAGGGCAGGAGAAAGGCCUACAGAUCCAGUACAGAAACGACCAAAAGCUCCAAUAUUUUAAAAAGCAGUGAAUCAGACUCAGCCCUUGACGAUAUACUUCAGACUGUAAUUCCCCCAAGAUCAUACCUAGCUGCUAAGGGUUGUGCAUCUCAUGAAUACAUCUCAACAUUGAGCCAGAUUUCAAGAUAUGAAACCUCUCGUUUGUCCAACUGUGUCGACAAUAAUAGAAAGCGAAGAAGAGCUCGUGGCCCUCAGAAUUAUUUGAGCUCUGGUUCGUUAGCAAUGUCACCAGAGGAAAUAUUGUUGCUGGAUCGACGUACUAGCUACGGAAAAGUUCCUUGUCCUCCUGGUGAUGGAAGUCUCAGAUAACAAAUCGUAGGCAAUUUUUUUUGAUUAGUAUGCUGAUUUCUAUGAUUAUUUACUCUUUUCACAAUUAUGCUGUAGCCAUGGCUUGUUGGAGGAGGUUCAUUGAUUUUCUGAACCACAAGAGUGCUAAUUUUAGGUAAAGUUUUUUUGUCUUCUUGAGUUGGAACAUUAGGUAAAGGUGUAGCAUUUUAAAAGGUAUAAAUUUUAUUUUGAUGUAAUUCUUCAAUUCGUGUUCAAUUAAAAAUAAAAGUCAUUUAUUCAA